AUGACAUCGAGUACGACCGACAACGACGACUCACACUCUUUGAAACGCAAGCGUCAAGAUGAGCUUCCUUGGUGUCUAGUUGAAUCAGAGCCAGCCAUUUUCACCGAGAUGGCACACACGUAUGGCGCAACAAGUAUAGCUGUCGAAGAGGUGUACGAUCUAGACAUGCUGACAGAUGGAAACAUCUAUGGCUUGAUUUUCGCACAUCCAUACGAAGACGACCUCCCAGCACCUGUACAAAGCGAUGAAGAUAAAAAGGAUGCUGCCAGUGUAUUCUUCUCUUGCCAGAUUGUCACCAACAUAUGCGCAACAUUGGCUCUACUAGGCAUCCUAUUCAAUAUCGAUAGUCAAGUCGACAUUGGAGAGCAUUUGAAGAAUCUCAAAAGCGUCCUUGGAGAUGUUGAUCCGGUACUUCGUGGAAAUGCUCUUGGAAACGACUCGUUGCUCCGGGAAACGCACAAUAGCUUUGCAGACGCACAAGCCAGGGCUGAAGCUGAAGCUCCUUCAAAAGCACGCAAAGGAAAGAAGGGCAAACGAAAGUUGACCGAGGAAGAUGCAUAUCACUACGUGUCAUAUAUAUACUUGGAUGGAUACAUUUGGGAGCUCGAUGGCAUGAACAAGUUCCCUUGUAAGGUGGCACCUGCAGAAUCAUCGAGUUGGAUCGACACAUUACGACCCUAUCUUCGGCAACGCAUGGAGAAGCAGGAUAUGUUUAGCUUGAUGUCGAUUGUACCUGGAGCUUGGGUGAAAUCGAAUGACGACAAAUUGAAGCCUUACAACACCAUCAAGAAGAAGAUCGAAAGCCAGCUGGCCGAGUUGACUGCACAACACGACAAAGCCGUUGACACAGGAUCUCUUUUAUUUACCUCAUCACAUCUAUCCGCUGAUGAAUUGAUCGAUGCUCACUUGCGCCCUGUUAUCAUUCGCAAACUUGAAGGAUUGAAAGAUCAGCUGGAGCAGGAGCGGAUACAAUUGACAGAUAGCGAUGUACCAAAUGAAACACAAAUUGCAGCAGCAGAAGAGCUUGCAAGGACUCGGCUUGAAAACACACGAAGAAAGCAUGACUAUAUGCCAUUUAUGCGUCUACUUUUCGAGAAGCUACACGAGCAAGACUUGUUACGAGAUCUGAUUGAAACAUCAAAGUGA
This is a messenger RNA of Lichtheimia ornata, 1146 nucleotides long. RefSeq lists its product as uncharacterized. Bases 1 to 1146 code for a protein of 381 amino acids. NCBI's taxonomy places the organism in Eukaryota, Fungi, Mucoromycota, Mucoromycetes, Mucorales, Lichtheimiaceae. The transcript is spliced from 8 exons. Gene Ontology annotation, cellular component: cytoplasm. Gene Ontology annotation, molecular function: cysteine-type deubiquitinase activity. The record is from RefSeq and is a predicted model, not a curated record. Gene Ontology annotation, biological process: ubiquitin-dependent protein catabolic process; protein deubiquitination.